This is a messenger RNA of Penicillium lagena, 1656 nucleotides long. Its product is annotated as ankyrin repeat domain-containing protein. The record is from RefSeq and is a predicted model, not a curated record. Gene Ontology annotation, molecular function: protein binding. The coding region runs from base 1 to 1656 and encodes 551 amino acids. The transcript has a single exon. NCBI's taxonomy places the organism in Eukaryota, Fungi, Ascomycota, Eurotiomycetes, Eurotiales, Aspergillaceae.
AUGGCACCAGAUAUUUCAUAUGCCUUGCCUGCAUCGAAGGUUUGUGAUGAAAUCAAGAGCCGUUUUCCAGACAUGCGAUUCCCGUCUUUGCGAGAUCCCGAGACUCUCUUGGCUGCUGCUAGGCUCGGGAAAACGCAACUUCUUGAACGAGUCCUUGCCAGCAUCGAUCCGAAUCAGCUGAACACCAAAAGCUCAUCGGGUCAGACUGCCUUAUGGUUGGCUUGUGAAGGAAGGCAUUUUGAUGCUGUCCGGAUACUUCUUCGCACAGAAAACCUGGACACCAACUGUUGCAGCGCAGACGGGACGACGCCAUUGUCACUGGCUGCCAAGCUUGGAAAAAUUAGUAUUGUCAAAAUGUUGCUCACUGCUCCAGGAGUGGAUGUCAAUCUCCCGGAUAAGGAUGGAAACACUGCAUUACAGCUAGCAAUCAUGAACGGCCAGUAUACUAUUGUCGAAAUGUUGCUUGAAAGGCCGGAUGUUGAUAUUAAUCAUCUGAAUGGGAAUGGAGACACCGCACUGCAGCUAGCAAUCAUGAACGACGAUUAUAUGAUUUCUGGAUCGCUGAUCGUCAAGCUGGGAGUGGACCCCAACCAUGCAAACCUCCACGGAGACACCGCAUUAACCCUGGCAGCCAUGGUUGGCAUAAGAGUGAUUGUCGAAAUGUUGCUUGAAAUGCCGGAUGUUGAUAUUAACCACUCGAAUGAGAAUGGAGAUACUGCACUGCAGCUAGCAAUCAGGAACUACCAUGGGACUAUUGCUAGAAUACUGGUCGAUGCGUCUGGAGUAAAUAUCAAUCAUCAAAAUGUCAACGGAGACACUGCAUUGACCCUGGCAGCCAUGGCUGGUGAAGGGUUGAUUGUCGACAGGCUGCUUAAGAUACGGGAUAUCCAAGUCAACACCACCAACGUCGACGGCAAGACCCCACUAGCUCUGGCAGCACAAGGAGGCAAUGCGGGUAUUGUCGAGUCGUUCCUUCACACCAGAGAAGUGGUCGUCGAUUGCGUGGAUGGGAAUGGCAAUACGCCAUUGAUCUUGGCAGUAAUGUCGGGGCAUAUAUCGGUUGUUAAAUUGCUACUUGAAAUCGGACGGGCAUCUAGGACAAUUCAAAAUCUGGAAGGAAAGACUGCUCUGGGAAUCGCCAUUGAGAAAAAGAAUCAUGAAAUUGUCCAACUGCUUCUGGACCACCAGGAGGACUAUACUGGCGCUAGCUCGGAACUGAGAUACUCUGCUGGCUCCCGCGCACCCACCUUCCCUGAGGAGCACCAUCACCUGCUAGACGAGAAGCUCCGUUCCAUGCUAGGAGGAGAUGCCACACCGCUCAAAGAUGCUAAUUCUGGACUGGGCGAGUCCGUUGAUUCUAUCCACGCACCCAGUUUCACCGAGAAGCCCCAUCCCAUGCGAGAGGAUGCCGCACCGCUCAAGGAUGCCCAGAAGAAGGGGAUUCCACCUACUGCACGAUGGACGAAGCUCGAUCGGAGACUCGUGGAUCCAGCUGCGCUGACAGAAGGCAAAGAGCGUUUCCAGGAGCGGACGGACUGUAUUAUUGUCCUGCGAGUGUUGACCAAGGAGGAGAUCCAUGCUUAUGCUGUCAAAACGGAGCAGAUCCGAGGUGAGCUUGCUCUCGAAUAUCACUUUUGUGGCAUAGGAAAUAGCUAG